Messenger RNA from Microcebus murinus (gray mouse lemur), 1492 nucleotides. It is a transcript of the gene ACTA1, whose product is annotated as actin alpha 1, skeletal muscle. Lineage: Eukaryota; Metazoa; Chordata; Mammalia; Primates; Cheirogaleidae. The record is from RefSeq and is a predicted model, not a curated record.
GCUGAGGGACAAUCGGCCACCGCAGCGGACAGCGCAGAGUGAAGCCUCGCUUCCCUCCCACGGCGACCAGGGCCCCAGCCGAGAGCAGCAGGUGUAGCAACCCGCCCAGAAACCAGACACCAUGUGCGACGAAGACGAGACCACCGCCCUCGUGUGCGACAAUGGCUCCGGCCUGGUGAAAGCCGGCUUUGCUGGCGAUGAUGCCCCUAGGGCCGUGUUCCCCUCCAUCGUGGGCCGCCCCCGCCAUCAGGGCGUCAUGGUGGGUAUGGGUCAGAAAGACUCCUACGUGGGCGACGAGGCUCAGAGCAAGAGAGGUAUCCUGACCCUGAAGUACCCUAUUGAGCACGGCAUCAUCACCAACUGGGACGACAUGGAGAAGAUCUGGCACCACACCUUCUACAAUGAGCUCCGUGUGGCUCCCGAGGAGCACCCCACCCUGCUCACCGAGGCCCCCCUCAACCCCAAGGCCAACCGUGAGAAGAUGACUCAGAUCAUGUUUGAGACCUUCAACGUGCCUGCCAUGUACGUGGCCAUCCAGGCCGUGCUGUCCCUCUAUGCCUCCGGCCGUACCACCGGCAUCGUGCUCGACUCUGGCGACGGUGUCACCCACAACGUGCCCAUCUAUGAGGGCUACGCCCUGCCACACGCCAUCAUGCGUCUGGACCUGGCCGGCCGCGACCUCACCGACUACCUGAUGAAGAUCCUCACUGAGCGUGGCUACUCCUUCGUGACGACAGCUGAGCGCGAGAUCGUGCGCGACAUCAAGGAGAAGCUGUGCUACGUGGCCCUGGACUUCGAGAACGAGAUGGCAACAGCCGCCUCCUCCUCCUCCCUGGAAAAGAGCUACGAGCUGCCCGACGGGCAGGUCAUCACCAUCGGCAAUGAGCGCUUCCGCUGCCCGGAGACGCUCUUCCAGCCCUCCUUCAUCGGUAUGGAGUCGGCGGGCAUCCAUGAGACCACCUACAACAGCAUCAUGAAGUGCGACAUCGACAUCAGGAAGGACCUGUACGCCAACAACGUCAUGUCGGGGGGCACCACCAUGUACCCUGGUAUUGCAGACCGCAUGCAGAAGGAGAUCACGGCGCUGGCCCCCAGCACCAUGAAGAUCAAGAUCAUCGCCCCACCUGAGCGCAAGUACUCGGUGUGGAUCGGCGGCUCCAUCCUGGCCUCGCUGUCCACCUUCCAGCAGAUGUGGAUCACCAAGCAGGAGUACGACGAGGCGGGGCCCUCCAUCGUCCACCGCAAAUGCUUCUAGACGCCUCCACCUCCGCGCACUCUCCCCAGGACGACAGAUCGGCUCACCUCGAGCCCCUGCGCAGCAACUCUGCGACAACUUCCGUUGCUGCCACCACAAUCCGACACAGUGUUUAUACCGUGUACAUACAUUAACUUAUUUUACCUCAUUUUGUUAUUUUUCAAAACAAAGCCCUGUGGAAGGAAAUGGAAAACUUGAAGAAGCAUUAAAGUCAAUCAUUCUGUUAUGCUGCCUAAA